Leptonychotes weddellii (Weddell seal) is the source of this 740-nucleotide messenger RNA. NCBI's taxonomy places the organism in Eukaryota, Metazoa, Chordata, Mammalia, Carnivora, Phocidae. The record is from RefSeq and is a predicted model, not a curated record.
AUUUUGGGGUUUUUUUUUUUUUAGCCUUCAUAAGAUACUAGAAUUGAGCUUUAUUUUCCACAUAUCAGUUGUCUUAUAUCACACACCCACUCACAACUUUCCUACCCUGACCAAAUUCCAGUUACCAAACCUCAUGAAUCACAGCUUCUAUUUCACUGCCACAGAUGCUGUAAAAUGAUAGGCAAAUAUCUUAAAGCUAAUGGUGGCAGGUUUUGUCAUGAAUAAUGCAUAGGCAUAUAUUAUAAACUGAGUGAAAGUGGAUAUUUUACUCUUAUUUUCCUUUUAUUUUCAUUACCAUUACAGGUCCAGUAUGGAAUUUUUCCAGAUAACUUUACAUUCAAUUUACUGAUGGAUUAUUUCAUAAAGAACGAAAAUUACAAAGAUGCUUUAUCUGUGGUUUUUGAGAUCAUGAUGCAAGAAGCCUUUGAAGUACCUUCCACCCAGCUUCUGUCACUCCAUGUUUUAUACCAUUGCCUGGCCAAGAAGACAGACUGCAGCUUCUAUGUGGAUGAGAAGACUGGAGCACAGAGAUGUUACAUAAUAGCUGCCAGGCUCAUAAGGGACAAAGCCACCUUGGGAAGCCAGGCAGCCUGGGCCUGCAGUCUACCACAACUUCAGUACCUCAACUUCAAAUGUAACAUCAAAAAAUACUAGUUUGCAUAGGAACUGAAAAGGAUAUCUAACCCAGCUCAUGUUCAAAAGAAUUUAUGGUCUGUUUUGCUUUUCUAAAAUGAGGGUCA